AGACUUGCGAGCGCGAGCGACGUUCAGUGUCAACAAAGUUCCAAGGCGACUUCUAAACGUCCACCUGGGUCUAACAACAACGUAAGGAUUUUUAAAUGGACCACGGAGGGUAUCGACCGCCGGAGAAGAGAAGGAAGAGACACUGUGCCAUUUUUAGUGUCGUCGCUGUCCUACUUAUUAUUAUUAUAUUAGUCGUCGUGUUGGCACUGACCUACCGUCGGAACACAGACAAACUAAAACCAACUUUUAUUGCUAGGUGUGAGGAAUUCAAAGGAUACGACUGUGAAAAGAUAUGGAGUACAUUCGAACAAGCCUAUGUAGGACAGGACCCUUGUAACGUUUCCAUGGGAGCCUAUGACCCGCUCAUAGCUGCAGCCCCAUUCAGACCUGCAUGCAACAGAAUGAUGUUCUGGAGCAAAACAAAGGAAGUGGUCCAUGAUUUCACUGAGAAGAGAGAUUGUUUUCUCACCCUGGAAGACACUCUGUUAGGAUCUGUCCUGGAUGGUCUGACGUGGUGUGGGAAGCAGGGCAGCAGCGAAACAUUCACAGCCGGCUGCCCAGGUUGGACAGACUGCAGCAACAACCCUGUCCGCUCAUUUUGGAACAGAGCCUCAGCUGCUUUUGCAGAUGUGGCCUGUGGUGAUGUUACGGCAAUGCUAAAUGGAUCCAUCACCACCCCGUUCAGUCCCACAAGUAUUUUUGCCAGCAUUGAAGUUAAAAGGUUUAACUCCACCAUGAUGAGAAGCCUGAAUGUUGUUCUGGUCACACAGGAGAGCACUGUCACAAACUGUACAAAUGCAUCGUUAAAAGACUUACAGAAAGAGCUGGAUGAAGGAAUUAAAUAUAACUGCAAGGAAGUGGCAGAAUCUCAGAUCCAGGAGUGCAGCUCUAAUCCAGAGAAACCAUGCGGUGCCUGUUGGUGAAAAUGUCAGAUUAUAAUGUCACACAAGUCUCAACAAUAACCAGCUAUAAAGAAUAUUUGUCUAGAGUUUGUUUUCUUUCCUGACAAGUCUUUGUGAAUCACAUAAUGUGCUCUAUAUUUGUAUUUCAUAGAUUUAAUUCUUUUCAUACCUGGGGGCCAGUUUGACUGAAUAUGAAAUGGGUCUUUUUGCAUAAAAUGUCAUUAAGACAUUUUUACAAUAUGACAACACACCACUGUAUUUUGUAAUAAAUUGUUUCAGGGUGUGAGGGGGAGGUUACAUGUGUCAUGUACUGUAGGAUAUAACACCAGUGCUGCUGUCCAGUUGCAUUCAACUAACAAUCUUACUCCUGCCCGCUGUCAAAAGAAUUUACAAUAUUUUGAAAUAAAAGUGUUUUGAGUAUUUGAAUUUUUUAUAUUAUUGUAAUAUAUGUGUAUACUGAAUAUAAUAUUGAUUAUUCUUGAUUGAUUCUUUAUUCUUCUUUCUUUAUAAUAUUGAGGAUUAAAGGGGAAGUACUAUCAAAUUAA
Messenger RNA from Lates calcarifer (barramundi perch), 1447 nucleotides. Its product is annotated as ADP-ribosyl cyclase/cyclic ADP-ribose hydrolase 1. Gene Ontology annotation, biological process: positive regulation of B cell proliferation. The coding region runs from base 96 to 923 and encodes 275 amino acids. Gene Ontology annotation, cellular component: plasma membrane. Lineage: Eukaryota; Metazoa; Chordata; Actinopteri; Centropomidae. Gene Ontology annotation, molecular function: phosphorus-oxygen lyase activity; NAD+ nucleosidase activity. The transcript has 8 exons. The record is from RefSeq and is a predicted model, not a curated record.